This is a messenger RNA of Mucor velutinosus, 1290 nucleotides long. RefSeq lists its product as uncharacterized. The record is from RefSeq and is a predicted model, not a curated record. Gene Ontology annotation, biological process: regulation of transcription by RNA polymerase II. The coding region runs from base 1 to 1290 and encodes 429 amino acids. Gene Ontology annotation, molecular function: RNA polymerase II cis-regulatory region sequence-specific DNA binding; DNA-binding transcription factor activity, RNA polymerase II-specific. The transcript has 2 exons. Gene Ontology annotation, cellular component: nucleus. Lineage: Eukaryota; Fungi; Mucoromycota; Mucoromycetes; Mucorales; Mucoraceae.
AUGUCAGAAUUAACUCCACCCCUUCAACAAUCAACAGCAUCUGCUACGACAACAGAUGAUAGCAAAAAGAGAACUCGUGUUACACCUUCUCAAUUAAGUGUCUUGGAAGAGACAUUUAAUGUGAGUGCUACACCUGAUUCAAAGAUGAGAAAGCAAUUAGCAUUCAAAUUACAAAUGCCAGAGAGAUCCAUUCAGAUUUGGUUCCAAAAUAGAAGAGCCAAAGUCAAAAUGUUACAACGAAGAGUCCUGUUACGUCAAGAACAAGAAGCUGCCAGAGCUCGAUUAUGUGCUGAAGCAACAUCGCAACAUGGCUAUCCAUACUGGUACUCACAUCUACCAAACAGACAACAGAAGCUACCUAUUCAUCGUGCCUGGAGUACGGACAUGGUACCCAACUCUGCUUAUCCUCCUCCUCCACCCCCUCCUCCACUCUCCCAAAUGUUCCAGCAUCAACAACACUACGAUCAUCCGCCAUCGAUUUCUGUUACAGGCCCAUCAGCAACGAGUGAAUUGGAAGAAGACAUUUACAGCCUCACUGUUUCACCUUCACCUACCCCACAAUCAUUCAUUAGCAAUAACAGCGGAUUGCCCAAGAGAAUGGAGAGUGAACCCUUAACAUCGACUAGCUUCAUGAGUCAAAACACAACCGGUUUAAUUACUGCUACUGCAGUAACAGUUGGAUCCUGGCAUAGAAUGAAGAUCAGUCAACAGGAUUUAAUGUGUUAUUAUAAAUUAAAUGAACGUGCUUUCUCCUGGCAUAUUCGUGACAGUAAUUAUCAUUUCAAAAUGAUGAUAUCAUUUGACAACAUUGCAUCGAUUGAAUUAAAUGUAUUAGACGACCAUAUUUCAGCUCAAAUCGAUAUGGAUUUAGUCGAAGCCCCUAUCUUCUUUAUGGAAAACAACUCAAGUUGGGUUCAAUGCAGUGAUUUCACUGAAGGCAUGCAAGCAUCCGUUGUUCUGCGUCAUACUGUGCGCGGUUUGGCUGCUGAUCUUCGUCAAGAGUUAUUAGCCAUCGCGGGUAUGGAUGAACGAUUAUGUCAAUUAACAAGAUUUCCGACUGCUGUGGAUAUGAUGAUGCCUCCUCCCUCGUCCACGUCAAUGCACCACCACCAUCAUGCUAUUGCCGCCGCCGCCGCCGCUGCUGCUGCCUCUGUAGCUGCCUCGUCGCAUCAAUCUAUGGAACAGGCUUUCAUGAUGCAACAACAAGAGCCCCACCAACAAAAUUGGAGACACCAAAGUCUACCUUUAUCCUCUGCUAGAGAAUACUGGAUCCCUCCUUAUCCCAUCUAA